UAAAAAUAAAAAUAUCUUCGUAAAAUUAUCUGCAAGUGAAUAGUGAAGACUGAAGAGCGGGAGUGGAGCCAACCCAGAAAUCUUCUACCUCGUCUCUCGCUCGGGAAGGGAUGCUGUGCUUCAACUCUCCUCACUGUUCAUCUUCUCUCCUUAACUUAAAAUUUUCUGAUUCUACUGCUAAGGAAUCAUUAUUUCCUUCUUCCCGGCAUCUGCUCCACUUUCCAAACAGUGUUUCCCAGAAAAGGAGUUGGUGUCAGCAUAGAUUCUAUAUUCUGAAGUGCACACUUGCUAGAGUCAAAAAGCCUCCUUCCCCCACGCCUGAUUCAUUAAUAAGAGAACCACAUAAAUACUUUGAUCAAGUCUUUAUCACAGUUCGCUCUGGAGAUGGUGGUCAUGGUGCAAUUCUUAGUAUGCCAAACCAGGGUUCUCCUUCUAAGUCAAGUGGAAAAGUCAACAAGGAGAAGAUAAAGAAGAAACCUGCCUAUAAAAGGGACUUUGAUGGCUCACUUAUCCUUCCAAUAGGGGGUCAUGGUGGCGAUGUAGUGAUUUAUGCUGAUGAGAGCAAAGAUACGUUAUUGGAGUUUCACAAAAAGAGUAGGUAUAAUGCGAAGCGUGGGGGGAAUGUUGAUUCCAUGGGAAUGCUGACAUCUCAAGUGCAUGAUGGACUGGCUGCACCAACGCUGCGUAUUCCAGUCCCUGUAGGGACAGUUGUAAAGCAUAAAAGAGGAAAGCUUUUGGCUGAUCUAGCUUGUCCAGGCCAAGAAAUUCUUGUUGCAAGGGGUGGACAAGGAGGGAUUAGCCUGUUAGAAAUUCCAGAGUACAAAAGAAAAAAAAUGACAAAUUUAACCACAAAUGUGAUGAGAGAUGAAAAUGACAAGGUUUUAGUACUUGGUCAGCCUGGAGAGGAGGUGAGCUUGCAGUUAAUACUAAGAGUUGUUGCUGAUGUUGGUCUUAUUGGACUUCCAAAUGCUGGGAAAUCAACUCUGUUAGCAGCCAUUACACUUGCAAAACCAGAAAUCGCUAAUUAUCCAUUCACAACUUUGAUGCCAAAUCUUGGGCGCCUUGAUGGUGACCCGAGCCUAGGGGCAGCAGAGUUUUCCUCUGAAGCAACUCUAGCAGAUUUGCCUGGUCUUAUUGAAGGUGCUCAUUUAGGAAAGGGCCUCGGACGCAACUUUCUGAGACACUUGAGGAGGACUCGCAUGUUAGUCCAUGUCGUUGACGCGGCUGCUGAGGACCCUGUAAAUGAUUACAGAACAGUAAAAGAAGAGUUGCGUAUGUACAAUCCUGAUUACCUUGAACGACCAUACAUUGUUGUUCUGAAUAAGAUUGAUAAACCUGAGGCAAUGCAUAGACUUCCUCAUAUAACCGAAGAGAUUUACCGCAUUGGGUAUGAUAGAUUAGCUUCACUGGCUGAACCAAGCUCAGCAGGCAAUCAAAACCUCUCUACUGAUGAGGAUCAAGAGGAUGAGCAUUCUUCCCAAAUCUCUGAUAAGGAACGUGUUAAAAAAAUUGAAGAGUAUCCACGCCCGCUUGCUGUUGUUGGCACCAGUGUUUUGAAAGGGAUUAGAGUUGAGGAACUGUUAAACGAGAUAAGAGCCGCCUUGCGAAAAUGCCGAGAUAGUAAGGAAGGUCUGGAGCUUCCAACGGCAGGGACAACAUCAAAAACCAUGAUUUCAGAAAAGCGUAAGACUCCGUUGGAACCAGUGAUUUAGGUAUGCCCUCUCAUAUGUUUCAAAUUAGCCGUCUUUUACGCAUUCUCAUAGGCAGCAGAAGCAGUAUCUGCAGCUGCAAACAAGAUUUUGAGACUAAAAAGUAGAAUAUGUUACUCAGUAUCAAAUUUUGUAUAUGACUACUUGUAAUGUAUAAUUACUCUCCAUAUUCUUUUUUUUUUUUUUGG
Messenger RNA from Ipomoea triloba (trilobed morning glory), 1897 nucleotides. RefSeq names its product probable GTP-binding protein OBGC2. The coding region runs from base 111 to 1712 and encodes 533 amino acids. NCBI's taxonomy places the organism in Eukaryota, Viridiplantae, Streptophyta, Magnoliopsida, Solanales, Convolvulaceae. The record is from RefSeq and is a predicted model, not a curated record. The transcript has 10 exons. Gene Ontology annotation, cellular component: mitochondrion. Gene Ontology annotation, molecular function: GTPase activity; GTP binding.